UCUGUCAAAAUGUUCACUCUAGGUGCACUGGCCAUGAUGGUUGAACAGAAGAAAUCAGGAUUUCAUUGACAACAAAGCCACAAUUUUGUGGUCUUCAUUACAAUAUUUUGCAAAAGAUGGCAAUCCACUGGCAGGGUGUGUGGGGAGAAGUAUCCAGCACCCCAACAUUUUGACUGAACAAACACCCUUUUUCAAGUUGUGACAAGUCGUGUUGUUGUCAACAAGUUCGCUUGUGCGAUUUUCUCACAAGGCGAGCCAGCUCAACAGCCGUCACAUUCCAGCUCUCAGUGGCAGUGUCUGUUCGUGAUCUCCACGCCACCACCGUGCGCACCUCCAGUUCAACUCCAGCGCAGCUUCCAGCCCAGCGACCGCGGGCAGCCCCAGCGCGGUGCCCGAGUCUGCGACCGUGCCACCGCGCCAUGAACAACUACAAGGUGAUCUCGCGGAUCGGCGAGGGCGCACACGGUGUCGUGCUCAGCGCCGAGUCGCUGAUCACGGGCGAGACGGUGGCGCUGAAGAAGGUGCCGCUCAAGCGACUCGAGGACGGUAUCCCGCUGACGAUGCUGCGCGAGAUCAAGACGCUGCAGCACCUCGAGUCGCGCCACGUGGUGCGCCUGCUGGACGUGUUCCCGCAGGGGCCCGGCUUCGUGCUGGUGUUCGAGCACAUGGUGACCGACCUGGCGGAGAUCCUGCGCGACGCGGCGCGGCCGCUGCUGCCGGCGCAGGUCAAGCGCUACAUGCAGUCGCUGCUGCGCGGCACCGGCUUCCUGCACGCGCACGGCGUCGUCCACCGCGACCUGAAGCCGGCGAACCUGCUGAUCAGCGCGGGCGGCGCGCUCAAGCUGGCGGACUUCGGUCUGAGCCGCGUGCUGGACCGCGGCCGGCUGUACUCGCACCAGGUGGCCACGCGUUGGUACCGCGCGCCCGAGCUGCUGUACGGCGCGCGCAAGUACGAUCACGGCGUCGACCUGUGGGCGGUGGGCUGCAUCUUCGGCGAGCUGCUCAACAGCUCGCCCAUCUUCCGCGGCGACAACGACAUCGACCAACUGCUGGUGGUGCUGAAGACGUUGGGCUCGCCCAGUGAGGAAACAUGGCCCGGCAUGUCGCAGCUGCCGGACUUCAACAAGAUCCCGUUCCCAGAGUUCCGCUCCGCCGGCGUGGACGUGCUCUUCCCGGAGGCGCCGCCCGAGGCGGUGGACCUGGUGCGCCGCUUCCUCGUCUACCGCUCGGACACGCGGCUGGCGGCGCGCGCCGCGCUGCUGCAACCGUACUUCCACUGCGCGCCGGCGCCGGCCGUCGACGCGGAGAUGCCGCUGGAGCCGCCCGCCGUCGACCGCAUCGUCGCCGACUUCCACCGGCAGAUGGCGCGGCUCCGCGAGGGCGAGGAUGACGAGCUCUGA
Messenger RNA from Pollicipes pollicipes, 1400 nucleotides. RefSeq names its product cyclin-dependent kinase 20. Gene Ontology annotation, cellular component: nucleus. Bases 420 to 1400 code for a protein of 326 amino acids. Gene Ontology annotation, molecular function: ATP binding; protein serine/threonine kinase activity. Lineage: Eukaryota; Metazoa; Arthropoda; Thecostraca; Pollicipedomorpha; Pollicipedidae. The record is from RefSeq and is a predicted model, not a curated record. Gene Ontology annotation, biological process: protein phosphorylation. The transcript is spliced from 3 exons.